GAGCAUUCUAGAAAAUCAUUUGCUCUAUAAAUAAUUGCCUACACUUGCACUGGUUUUGUCAUCACAUCACAUAGUUGAUCUUUAAUCUUCUUCUUAGCAAAGAAAUGGCAGCCAUGAAAGUCCGUGGAAAUGCGUUCUCCACAGCCACUAUGAGAGUUCUUGCUUGUCUCCGCGAGAAGGGGCUUGAGUUCCAAUUUGUUCCUGUUGAUAUGUCAACUGGAGAACAAAAAAAGGAGCCUCACCUUUCUUUUCAUCCAUUUGGUCAAGUUCCAGUCUUUGAACAUGGAGAUUUGAAGCUCUUUGAAUCAAGAGCGAUCACAAAAUACAUAGCUCAUGAGUACGCUGACAAGGGAACCCAACUGGAAUGCCAAGGCGCGGCGAUGCCGAUUGGGCUGCAGUGGAUGGAGGUGGAGGCACAGCAGUUCGAAUCGCCGGCUUCGAAGCUUGUUUGGGAGCUGGCCGUAAAGCCCAUGUAUGGCAUCCCUGUGGACGAAGCCGCGGUGGAGGAGAACACAGCCAAGCUAGCCAAGGUUCUCGAUGUCUACGAGUCAAGAUUGGUUGAAUCCAAGUACUUGGCCUGUGACAGCUUCACCUUGGCUGAUAUGCAUCACCUCCCCAAUAUUGACUUCUUGAUGGGCACAAAAGCUAAGGCCUUGUUUGAUUCAAGGCCUCAUGUUAGCGCAUGGGUUGCCCAUAUCACGGCCAGGCCGGCUUGGGUUAAGGCCCUUACAAUAAGAAACAAUUAGUGUGGACGGGUUCGUGGGCCUUCGUCCGUGGGUCUUGGGCCACUUGGCUUGUCUUGCUGUCUUUUACUUUGUUAUUUUGUCUUGGGAUUUUUGUCUUUCAAUAAUGGCUUGAAGGCUGGCAUUUGCUGGAGGAGCUACUUCGGCUGAAUUACAGUAUUACUACCAUCGUUUAAGUGAUGAUGAUGAAUAAAGUGGCCAGUAAAAGUGUAAAACUAUGCAAUUAUUAUUUAUUAAUAAGAGCAAGUAAUUACACA
Messenger RNA from Tripterygium wilfordii, 1000 nucleotides. Its product is annotated as glutathione S-transferase PARB-like. The transcript is spliced from 3 exons. Lineage: Eukaryota; Viridiplantae; Streptophyta; Magnoliopsida; Celastrales; Celastraceae. Bases 105 to 746 code for a protein of 213 amino acids. Gene Ontology annotation, molecular function: glutathione transferase activity; glutathione binding. Gene Ontology annotation, cellular component: cytoplasm. The record is from RefSeq and is a predicted model, not a curated record.